Colletotrichum orchidophilum is the source of this 381-nucleotide messenger RNA. RefSeq lists its product as uncharacterized. Bases 1 to 381 code for a protein of 126 amino acids. Lineage: Eukaryota; Fungi; Ascomycota; Sordariomycetes; Glomerellales; Glomerellaceae. The record is from RefSeq and is a predicted model, not a curated record. The transcript has a single exon.
AUGCUUUGCGUGAUAACCGGUAACCCGCCAGCGGAGGUAGCGAUAGUGUUGUCUAUUGAUAUGUCGUGCUUUGUAGCUUGCUCUCGGAUUUUUUGUAGUCAGAGCCCGCUCGCGGCCACGAGCAGGCCCUUUAGAUGUAGAAUCAAUGCCGAGGAUAGCAUUGUGCCCAUAGUGACCUCUGCGAGCGCGAGCGGGCGUGAUUCGAUCAAUUUGGUGCUGUUUUCAAAACUUUCGUUCUCGCUGUUGUUGAUAUUUGCCAACGUUAGGUCAUGUGUACUAAAGCUCUCCAAGAAAUCAGCGAAACUAUGUAUAUCCGACACACGAGUCGGAAAUUUCAACCGCGGGGCUAUUUGGGCAUUAUUUCUGACACGUGUUCCAUAG